CGGCGAGGGGAUGGCCGGCGCGGCUAAGCGGGCCCGGCGCGGCGCGGCUGCCGCCUCCCCGCGCGACCUGCGCGCCUUCCUGCGCUGGUGCGCCGAGGCCGGCGUGGAGCUGAGCGCCAAGGUCUGCGUGAGCCGCGAGGGCACAGUGGCCGAUUAUGGCCUGAUGGCCAGAGAGGACCUGGGCGCUGGAGAAGUGGUGUUCACCAUCCCGAGGAGCCUGCUUCUGUCCCAGCACACAAGCCCCCUUUCUUCCCUCCUGGAGAAAGAAAAAGCCUCUCUCCAGAGUGCGUCCGGCUGGGUUCCUCUCCUGAUUUCUCUGCUACAUGAAUCCACAGUUAGCAAUUCACGCUGGGGGGCUUAUUUGUCUCUCUGGCCCCAGUUCAGUGGUUUGGAUCACCCCAUGUUCUGGGAUCCUGAAGAGCGGGCACGGCUUCUGCAGGGGACAGGAGUCCUAGAAGCUGUGGAGAAAGACUUGGCCAAUAUUGAGAUGGAGUAUUCCUCUAUCAUCUUGCCCUUCAUGAAGGCCCACCCAGAUAUCUUCAACCCUAAGGUGCACACGCUUGAGCUUUACCAGAAGCUGGUGGCAUUUGUCAUGGCUUACAGUUUCCAAGAACCUCUGGCUGAGGAAGAAGAUGAGGAAGAGCCCAACCCACCAGUGAUGGUGCCCCUGGCAGAUCUCCUAAAUCACGUGGCCAACCACAAUGGCAACUUGGAAUAUUCCCCGGAGUCCUUGAAAAUGGUCAUGACUCAGCCUGUCUGCAAAGGCCAGGAGAUCUUCAACACCUACGGAGAGAUGGCCAACUGGCAGCUCCUCCACAUGUAUGGCUUUGCUGAGGUCUACCCUGGCAACACCAAUGAUGCCGCUGAUAUCCAGAUGUUGACGCUGCUGAAAGCUGCACUUCAAGCUACAAAUACAGAAAUGGAAGAGAAACUGGUCCUGGAUCAGUGGGACUUCCUUUGCCAUCAGGAAAUGGUGGGUGAGGAAGGGGCUUUUGUGAUUGGCUGGGAGAGAGUUUUGACUGAAGAGGAGCUCUCGGUGGCAUUACAGGUGCUAACUCUGUCUGCAGAGGAAUUUGAGGAGUUUAAAGAGCAAGAGGCAAAGAGGGAUGGAAAAGGAACCAGUUGCUUCAUCCAGUCUGUUGCUACGAUACCAAAACUGGCUGCCGCUCAGAAGAAACUUCUCUUCGAUGCUACAGUACUGACGCUGAAGUCUUUCACCUCAGACUUGAAUGAGGAGGAAAUGAUGCUGGGAGACUUGCAAGCUUAUUCAAAAUUAAGCCGCCGGGAGCAGUUUGCCCUCCAGGUGCGAUAUGGCCAGAAGAAGAUUUUGCACCAGUUGCUUGAGUUGGCAAAGUAGCUGCUGCUGCUGAGAGAAUCAAAGCUUUUGGGCCUGAACAUGUGAACGAAAGGCUUCUGAGCAUCUGUUUUUGUAGGCAGUAAAGAUUAACUUGGAUGGUGUUUGUUUCUAUCUCUCAAGGACAUAAUAGCUCAGAUUUGUCUUCAACAGAAAGCUGUUUUGUACAACCAAACCCCCCCAGGUACCACAGAAGCAAAAUAAAUGUCCUUUAACAGAACACACCAGUGCUGUCCUGUGGGCCACCAAUAUAUAGAUUGAUAAUGUUAAUUUGCAAGAGUUUAAAGGGCUGGUGAUCAAAUGUCUCAAAGAUGUACAUAAAGCUGGACGUGAACUUCUGUCAUAACAUGGAAUAGGUUGGGCAGGUUCUCUUAAAGAAUUAUAGUGAGUUUGCAUGCAAUAAACAUUUUGAUAUGAGA
Messenger RNA from Candoia aspera, 1773 nucleotides. It is a transcript of the gene SETD6, whose product is annotated as SET domain containing 6, protein lysine methyltransferase. Bases 11 to 1357 code for a protein of 448 amino acids. The transcript is spliced from 8 exons. NCBI's taxonomy places the organism in Eukaryota, Metazoa, Chordata, Lepidosauria, Squamata, Candoiidae. The record is from RefSeq and is a predicted model, not a curated record. Gene Ontology annotation, cellular component: nucleus. Gene Ontology annotation, biological process: peptidyl-lysine monomethylation. Gene Ontology annotation, molecular function: protein binding; protein-lysine N-methyltransferase activity.